This is a messenger RNA of Petromyzon marinus (sea lamprey), 1507 nucleotides long. The record is from RefSeq and is a predicted model, not a curated record. Lineage: Eukaryota; Metazoa; Chordata; Hyperoartia; Petromyzontiformes; Petromyzontidae.
AUGAUCAGACACUUUCUCUUACAACUUUUGCAUUGUGAUUACCUGGUCUGUGCAAAAUUAUUUGAAUAUCUGUAUGGGCAGGGCAAAUUUAAUGAAGCACAGCGUAUCUCAAAAGUUGUUUGUAACGGACUUCUUUGUGCUUCCCAGGCCAGAUCAUUUGAUGGUAUUUACCAAACGCUACUCGCGUUGGGGACACUGCAGAACAAGAAGGCCGUUGCUGGUGAAAGGGCAGUUGUCUUAGACUCGAGCUACGUUUCCACUGCGACACAGAAGGUCACUGGCAGUAAACUACUUAGCUCAUCAUGGCAGACGGCAGAUGGGAGCAGUGCUUCCAUAUUGUUAAACAAUAUAUCAGAAAUUGCUUUAAAGCAAACGGAUAAUGUCAAUGUCCAGUUGUCGUCCUUUGCAGUGAAUCCAUUUGCGUGGAACAGAGACAACUCAAUAAACAGUUCAGUGGCAAGCCUGCAAGUGAGUGAUGUGAAGAGAAGCAUCAACGCCACGUCGGCACUGGUCAAGGUAAAAAACCUAGCGAUUGCCGAGCAGGUGACAAACUUUACGGCAACCUCUGCCGGCGACAUUUCAGUGGAUAAACGGUUCACGGUUAAAAGCAACAGAUCCGCAGUGUUGUUGGACAUUUUGCAAGCCGACGACGUGGUAGGCGGGCUGGAGCUCCUCAUCAGAUAUCAGCAGGCUCCUCAGCUUGAGCCUCUGGUGUUUGACUACCGCUUCGUAUGGGAAUCAAACAACUCGGCAGGCAGUGACCAACAAUCACCAAUCAGAAACGACACUGAGCGCAAAAACAAUACCGCGGACGGACAACGACGUCAACAUUCAUUUUUCAUCCCCAGUAAUGAAACUCAGCCCGGGGUUUAUUACAUCACGUUAAAGUCUAAAGGUAAGACUUGUCACCUGUAACUUCAAACACGCAAUGGAUAUUGCGAUUGAUUAAAGUGUAUUGCCAAACGCAGUGAAUAUUUAUUGCUUGCCUGAUUUUUUUUCUUUCACGGCCUUUUUAGAUAGCAAUAAAAGCCUCAAUGGUGUGUCUGUAAAAAUACUGUUGUGGACGGCUGCCUGCAAAGUGUGGGAUGGUGUCCAUGGUGAAUGGAGUUACAGUUUGGCACAAGUACGUCCAACGCAACGUAUCUUUCAUAUUUAAUAGUCUAUGUGUUAAAUUAUUGUGAAACAAGUAAUGAUGCAUGUAUUAAUCAAUUAAAAUAAAAUUUUAUGCUCAUGCUACUGCCAUGGAAUCAGGCGUGAACUAUUUGUUUUGGUGCUGAAUGCAAUACCGUAGUUCCAAACUAUCCGUGCCGCCACUAGAUGCACUGCAUUCACCACAAGGUUACGGGAUAAUCAUUGAAUGAAAUCACGAGCACGAAUUGUGACGAGUCAUCACAUUGCGAGUGUAACAAAUCACGAGAUGCCAACUUAUUUUAACCGUCGUACUUUCCAGUACUUAAACAGAGACAAUCAACACGUAAGCCUUUUAUGUCGUCCACUCGUUUAACUC